This is a messenger RNA of Macroventuria anomochaeta, 1038 nucleotides long. RefSeq names its product 3-ketodihydrosphingosine reductase, Tsc10. Gene Ontology annotation, biological process: sphingolipid biosynthetic process. Gene Ontology annotation, cellular component: endoplasmic reticulum membrane. The transcript has 2 exons. Gene Ontology annotation, molecular function: 3-dehydrosphinganine reductase activity. NCBI's taxonomy places the organism in Eukaryota, Fungi, Ascomycota, Dothideomycetes, Pleosporales, Didymellaceae. The record is from RefSeq and is a predicted model, not a curated record. The coding region runs from base 1 to 1038 and encodes 345 amino acids.
AUGGGCUUCGCAUUUUGGAAGGGGAACCAGUUCCCGGUGGAGGGGAAGACAGUCCUCCUCACUGGUGCCUCUCAAGGCAUGGGCAGAGAAGUCGCCAAGCUGCUAUCUGCCCGCGGCGCAAACCUUGUCCUCGUUGCCCGAACCGUUAAGAACCUCGAAGCCGCCGUCGAAUACGUGCGAUCACAUGCAAAGAACCCUUCCAGCCAACGUUUCCACUACAUCUCCGCCGAUGUAUCCUCUGAGGCAGAGAACGCACGCAUACUUGCUGAAACCACCGCCUGGAACGAUGGCGUUAUGCCUGAGGUCGUAUGGGCAAUUGCCGGAGCUUCGAUACCAGGGCUUUUCGUAGAGACCAAUACCGAGACCAUGCGCAAGCAAAUGGAUCUGAACUACUUCUCAGCUGCGUACCUCGCACAUAAGACACUGACGGCCUGGUGGUACCCUGACACGCCGUACUCGUCGCAGGAAAAGAGCGCUGUACCUCAAGGAACACGGCACUUCAUUCUCACAUCCUCGGGAGUUGCGUUUGUGGGUCUGGCGGGCUACACACCCUACUCACCUGCAAAGGCUGCGCUGCGCUCACUGGCAGACGGUCUGCGCUCGGAAGUCCUGCUGUACAACGGAGCGCGCCGCUCGCAAGCUGCGACAGGGCAGACACCUGCACCGUUUGAUGUCAACAUCCAUGCUGUCUUCCCUGGUACAAUCCUCUCACCUGGGUUCGAGAACGAGGAGAAGACUAAGCACCCCGUCACACGUCUGCUCGAAUCGUCUGACCCCAAGCAGACUGAGGUGGAAGCUGCGACUGCCGCUGUUAGAGGGCUGGAGAAUGGCAACUACAUGCCGACAACGAACUGGAUGAUAGAUCUGCUACGCUGGGGUUCGCUGGGCAGCAGCCAGAGGAACAAUAUCAUAGUCGACACAUUGAUGGCAUGGAUUGUGUCCAUCGUGUGGCUUGUCAUGCUCCCGGAUAUUAACGGCAAGGUCUGGGGAUGGGGCAAGAAGGAGGGCAUGCCAAAGCUCAGGCAAAACGCACAGUAG